This is a messenger RNA of Rhizophagus irregularis DAOM 181602=DAOM 197198, 1266 nucleotides long. NCBI's taxonomy places the organism in Eukaryota, Fungi, Glomeromycota, Glomeromycetes, Glomerales, Glomeraceae. The record is from RefSeq and is a predicted model, not a curated record.
AUGCACCCUCGUAACAAAUAUAAGGAUAAUCCUCCAGACUUUUCUGUUCUUGCAUUUAAAUAUCCGUCCUUUUAUCCUUUUGAGCUUACAUACUGUCUGUUACGUGAAGACUUUAAUCUAUUUCUAGACAUUCCCCUAGAUACUUUAUGUCCUCCGAUUCCAAGCAGACUGAAUUAUAUCCACUGGAUAGAGGAUUUGAUAUCAUCGACAGAAUCUCACGAAGAAUUGGGUAAAAAUACUGUACAUGGAAUCGAUAUUGGUACUGGAGCUUCUUGUAUUUAUCCAUUGCUAGGAUGUACAUUAAAUAAGAAUUGGGUAUUUUUAGCUACCGAUAUCGAUAAAAAGGCUGUUAAGUAUGCGAAAGACAAUGUGCAUCGAAAUAACUUGGAUGAUAAAAUUACAGUGCGUCGCAAUAAAACAGACAAGAAAAUCCUUCUAAACGAAAACAUGAUAAAGGAUACAACUAUCAAAUUUUCAUUUUGUAUGUGUAAUCCACCAUUUUACGAGAAUCAAGAGCAAUACGAAAAAGGAGUUGAGAGCAAAAUAACCAGCUCUCAUUCGGUAUGCACCGGAUCAUCUAAUGAAAUGUUUACACCGGGUGGCGAGUUUCAAUUUAUUAAGGAUAUUCUAGAGGAAAGUUUGAUCUUACGAACAAAAAUUCGUUGGUAUACAUCAAAAAUUGGACGAUUAGAAACGGUUAACAAAAUAGUCUGUGAAUUGAAAAAAUCAGGAAUAGAUAACUACGUAGUAACUGAAUUUUGUCAAGGACUUACACGAAGAUGGGGAAUAGGGUGGUCAUUUGGAAGUCAACGUCCAACUUUUAGUGGCUCGCAACCUGUUUCCAAGAAACUUAGAAGGUCGGCGCCACCAAAAAGCGAAUUUAGUGUUGUUCUACCGACAAACGUGGGAGAAAUUUUUAAGUUUUUGCGAAAUCUCUUCGAUGAAUUGGAGGUUACUGGACAAUGGAACGAAGAAUCUAAUACAUUUUAUGGUAGUGCACAAAUCAAUACUUGGUCACGUGCUGCAAGAAGAGCUAAAGCUAAAACGGAAGCACAAAAAACUCCUAUAACUCAGAAAGCAGGGGAUGAAAAUUUAUUCGAAUUUACGUGCAAUCUGGAACCGGAACCUUUGGAUGUGAGUAUUAGUAACACAAGAGUAAUAAUUUCAUGGACAAAUGGAAAAGACAGGAAUAUAUUCGAAUCUUUUUAUCUUCAUAUUAAAAAACGGUUAGAGCAAGAAUUUAAUGAUAAAACAGCUUCUUUAUAA